GUAGCCCCCACUGAACAUUGAUAUAUUGCUGCUCAUCAGGUUGGGUGGCUGACAAACAAACACCUGCCUUUAAGUAAAGAUGAAUGGUGCUGUGCGUAAAAGACGCACAGCCAGAGGCGCGGCACAGUGAGACCUCGUCAAUGACUGAGUGCAUUUCGAUUUACGCAGCUCGGCGAGUAAAAAGUACACGCAACAUAAACAGAGCCCACCCAGCACAGGAGAGCCUAUAAAAGCAGGGUGCGUAUGCGCAAUCUAUGACCAACAGGAGACACUUGGAAAUUUGCGCCCUGGAGGACAGCUCGCCUCUCCGCGUUGAGAUGAAAGGGUUUUCACUGAACAAUGUUUGCCAGUGUGGCUUAUUUACUUAUCUUGUCUUCUUUUCGUUCAUAUCUUUUACCGCUGCAGUCAGUUUCGACCUGACUGAGCUUAGGAAUAAAGUUGCAAAAAUCAAGGUGAACCCAAGAGGCAAUCUUUGGGCUACAGGACAUUUCAUGGGUAAGAAGAGCGUGAUGGAUACCUUCCUGCUGCCUCCGGCUGAAGGGCAGGGCACCGAUGCGCUGGAAGUCACCGUGCCUGCGGAACAGAGCUCUCUCGGGGAGCUUCUCCCAGAGUUCCUGCGGGUGGCGUUGCAAGCGCAGGUGGAUACACAAGAGAGCCGCUCGAAAAAUCAGGAGGCGGACUUGUUGAUGAAGAUUUUAGAAAGUUACAUCCGAAGCAGAAAGUGAAGGGAUGGAAGUCUGGCACGCAUUAAGAUGGAUCCGAGGUCAUCUGGUAUAAUGGGUUAUAUAAUAAAUAAAUUAGACACAGUCUACAGUCUCUUGCUCAUCAUGAUUGUAAUUAACUGUAACUAUCAUACUUAGUAUACAGCUCAUGUUUCAUUUUCAAUACAAGUAAAGUUUUUCAGUUUGUUUUGAUGAUGAUAUUUCAUGUUGUUUUGUCGUCUAAAGUUAUUUAUAUUAAAUACAGUACUUAUUUGCAUUGCUGUGACUUUGGCAAAUAAAUUAGA
This is a messenger RNA of Larimichthys crocea (large yellow croaker), 1006 nucleotides long. RefSeq names its product neuromedin Bb (gene nmbb). Gene Ontology annotation, biological process: neuropeptide signaling pathway; positive regulation of hormone secretion. Gene Ontology annotation, cellular component: neuron projection. The transcript has 3 exons. Bases 255 to 725 code for a protein of 156 amino acids. NCBI's taxonomy places the organism in Eukaryota, Metazoa, Chordata, Actinopteri, Sciaenidae. Gene Ontology annotation, molecular function: neuropeptide hormone activity; neuromedin B receptor binding. The record is from RefSeq and is a predicted model, not a curated record.